CAUUAAAUACAGAUCAGUGGUGCACGCUGUGUAGACAGUGGUUCCAAAUUCAUGACAUGGCAACAAAAAUCCUCUAUUUCACGGUGAACGGGAGACCAGAGCAGGCUGAGUUCCCGGUGGAUUGCCCUGCCCAGGAUGUUAAAGAUCUUUUCCGCUCCGCAGCCGAGGCCGGGCCUCACGACAUCCUGAAGCUGUACAAUCCCAAAGGCAACAUCAUCAACAUCUCGCCGGGUCUCGAGCCCAACAGUCCAACCUCCUGCUACAAGCUGGAGGUGGUGGCCGCUGACUGCAACAGUGAGCCGCUAGGUGUGGAGCUUGCUGGUGCACUAGGAUUCGACCUCUCAUCCAUGGAGAAAAGACUGCAGGGCCUGGAGAAGAAGAUCCUGAUCGAGGCCAGUGAGACUCCUGCAGUCGUGUAUGAGCUGAAGAAACAAGUGGAUUCAUUCCGGGAAAAACUAGAGAGUGUGGAGCACCUGAGCUGGCUUGGACUCUUUAAAGACCUGUCAGAGGGAACUCACAAGCCCUCGCCCUUCUACCACAAGAGAACCCUGCGGAAAACCAGGGAGGAGUGUGAGCACGUGCGGGAAAAGUUCCUUCAAAUGAGCUCCCUGGAGGUUUCAGAAGAAGUGAGGCAGUACUUAAAGACCCCGACCUUUGAUAACUGGCAGUGGGAGGACGCAGAGAUCAUGGUGCUCCUGCAGGUCAUGUACACAGAUUUGGAUUUCAACGCCACGUUCAACAUUGAGCCCGAGGUAUUGCAACAGUUUCUGUUCGAGGUCUACCGAAGAUACAACAACAUCCCCUUUCACAACUUCAAACACUGCUUCUGUGUUACCCAGAUGAUGUACGGUCUGAUCUGGCUGACCGACCUCAGGAGCAAAAUGGACGGCAUCGACCUGCUGAUCAUGCUGACCUCUGCAGUGUGCCACGACCUCGACCACACAGGGUACAACAAUGCCUAUCAGAUCAACGCCAGAACCGAACUAGCUCUUCGCUACAAUGACAUCUCUCCGCUGGAGAACCAUCACUGUGCUGUAGCUUUUGAGCUACUGGAGAAGACAGAGUGCAACAUCUUCAGAAAUCUGUCCAUGGAUCAAUACAAACGGAUAAGGGAGGGAAUCAUCAAAUGCAUUCUGGCCACUGACAUGACGAGACACAAUGACAUUCUCAACAAGUUCAAGUCCAUCCUGCCUUCCUUCGACUUCACCAACACGGACCACAAAGACGUGCUGAUGAUGAUCCUCAUCAAAGUGAGUGACAUAUCCAACGAGGCGCGGCCCAUGGAGGUGGCCGAGCCCUGGCUGGACUGUCUUCUGCAGGAAUUCUACAACCAGAGUGACGUGGAGAAACUAGAGGGUCUUCCAGUCACCCCCUUCAUGGAUCGGGACAAAGUAACAAAGCCUUCAUCCCAAACAGGCUUCAUCAGAUUUGUCCUUCUGCCUCUCUUCAUCGAACUGGCAAACCUCUUCCCCUGCCUGGAGCAACACAUUAUCAACCCAGUCCGCAAGGCUCUUGACUACUACACAGAGAUGGAGAAAGCUUUGGAGAGGGAGAAACAGAUCCGAGCUCAGAGUGAGGUCGCAGCCAAGGGCAGGGACUCAGCCGUGGGCUCCCAGUGCACAGCUGAGAGCCACACGGAGGCUGGACCUGAGGCCCCCGAACCAGACGCACAGCAGAACCACAGCUGAGAGCCACACGGAGGCUGGACCUGAGGCCCCCGUUUAUUUACUGGGCUAUAAGCACUGUAUGCUGUUCUAAGCAGCUUGUGCUGUAGUUUUGGUGGAUGCAGUAUUAAAUGACGUGAGGAAAUUGAACUGAUUUUGAUUUAUGAUUCGACUGGAUAUUUUGUUUACAAUUUUUAAAGAGUAAUAUCUUUUUAUGUCAAAAGAGUAUUUCCAGAGUGCAGAACAACAUUUGGGAGUCAUCUAUUGUAAGUGUGACCAUCUUUAUACGUUAUUAAUCAUGUAAGGUAAAGUAUUGCCACAAAUACUGUACAGUAAUGCUCUUUUUCCAGCCAUUAUGAUGUAUAAUACGAACACCCUGGAACCUGCUGGAACCUGGAGUCAACAAGUAAAAAAAAUAUGAUACACUCAAAUUUUACAUUUCAAUUCCUUUUCUUUUCUUCUUUUAGGAAAUAAUAAACAAUAUAUUCAAAGGUGCAUUGGUCAAUUUGACAAAUACACAACAGGGGAUUAUGAUAUGAAAUAAAUAAUGACCAUGUCUAACUGAGA
Messenger RNA from Scophthalmus maximus (turbot), 2231 nucleotides. Its product is annotated as high affinity cGMP-specific 3',5'-cyclic phosphodiesterase 9A. The transcript is spliced from 15 exons. Gene Ontology annotation, molecular function: 3',5'-cyclic-GMP phosphodiesterase activity. Gene Ontology annotation, biological process: cGMP catabolic process. Lineage: Eukaryota; Metazoa; Chordata; Actinopteri; Pleuronectiformes; Scophthalmidae. The record is from RefSeq and is a predicted model, not a curated record. The coding region runs from base 57 to 1688 and encodes 543 amino acids.